Bactrocera latifrons is the source of this 740-nucleotide messenger RNA. It is a transcript of the gene GatC, whose product is annotated as glutamyl-tRNA(Gln) amidotransferase subunit C, mitochondrial. Gene Ontology annotation, cellular component: mitochondrion; glutamyl-tRNA(Gln) amidotransferase complex. The coding region runs from base 233 to 721 and encodes 162 amino acids. Gene Ontology annotation, molecular function: glutaminyl-tRNA synthase (glutamine-hydrolyzing) activity. The record is from RefSeq and is a predicted model, not a curated record. NCBI's taxonomy places the organism in Eukaryota, Metazoa, Arthropoda, Insecta, Diptera, Tephritidae. The transcript has a single exon. Gene Ontology annotation, biological process: glutaminyl-tRNAGln biosynthesis via transamidation; regulation of translational fidelity; mitochondrial translation.
UCCCUGUCUAUUCAACACUUAUUUUUAUUUUGUUUAACUUAUUGUGAUCUCAUUAGUGUUAAUCGAUUCAAAUCAUAUCCAAAAGGUAAUCGCUGAUUUCUAUUGAAAUCAAAAGCAUCGAUAAAAGUAAACACCAUUUUUCGACACAAUCAUCUCAAACAAUCUCAAAUCCCAUAAUCAAGUUAUUAUUUAUGCAAUAUAUAUAUUUAAUGCACGCGUCAUAACCGGUGAAAUGCAGCGAAUUUUACAGAAAACUCGUAGCUACUGCACAGUUCUAAAGAAAGUGAAUAAUAAUCACAAAUUUGACCAACCAAAGGAAAAUAAGUUGAACUUUUCCGAACUAAAGUAUCCAUCGAAAGUUCCAAGUAAACCAAUAAAACAAAAUUUUCCAACAGGUGAAAAACCUGUAAUAGAUAACGCAACUAUACAACUCCUUGAGCGUCUUUCUUUAGUUAAUUUGGAAAGUAAGGAAGCUUUAACUACAUUGGAAAAAAGUAUUGAAUUUGUGGAAAAAAUUUCACAUAUCGAUACAACUAACGUAUUGCCUUUAUAUACCGUAUUGGAGGAUCAAAACUUAUAUUUGCGCGAAGAUUGCGUAACAGAAGGAAACUGCAGAGAAGAUAUCCUACGUGGUGCCAAAGUUACUGAGGAAGAUUAUUUUGUCUCUCCACCCGGCAAUAUUCCACUACAACAAAAAGAAAAGGAUUUUACUGAUAAUUAAACGAGGCAAAUAUGAAGCA